AUGCCACCCAGCGCCGAUCUGACCCAUCCCUUUACCCCCUCCCUCGCUCCCGUGGCCUGUAAGACUAAACAAGGAACGCCAAGACUGGUACGAAGCCUCAGGUGGCCGUCCAAGAAGUUCGGUCACGUGGGCGGCUUCUUGGAGUACGCCGCUGAGGAGCUGUGGUCACCCCAGGGGCGCGCCGUCACCGUGCAAGGUGUGUGGACUCCAUUCUUUGCCCAGAUCGGCGAGGCGUGGGCGCUCGUAGCGUCUGCUGCUUCGUCUGGUCGCUCGACGAAGCAGGUCUUCGACACGCGCCCAGCGCGGCGCCGGCUCGGAAUCUCACUCCUGCUGCGACUUGUUGAGCGCAACGGCAUCCUCGGACUGUAG
Molecule: messenger RNA, 369 nt
Organism: Thermochaetoides thermophila DSM 1495
Lineage: Eukaryota; Fungi; Ascomycota; Sordariomycetes; Sordariales; Chaetomiaceae
Exons: 1
Coding region: 1-369 (122 amino acids)
Source: RefSeq, a predicted model, not a curated record